Zychaea mexicana is the source of this 252-nucleotide messenger RNA. RefSeq lists its product as uncharacterized. The transcript is spliced from 2 exons. The record is from RefSeq and is a predicted model, not a curated record. Lineage: Eukaryota; Fungi; Mucoromycota; Mucoromycetes; Mucorales; Lichtheimiaceae. Bases 1 to 252 code for a protein of 83 amino acids.
AUGGCCGAUCCGAUCCCUAACCAUUACAGAGAUCUCCAACAACGAUCGUCGUGUUCUACAGACGCUGCUCGUUCGAUUGGUGGUCGUUGUAUGCCAUUUGGAUCAGUGGAUCAGAUCUCCAACAACGAUCGUCGUGUUCUACAGACGCUGCUCGUUCGAUUGGUGGUCGUUGUAUGCCAUUUGGAUCAGUGGAUCGUGAGAUCGUCGUCGUUUUUAGUGGAUGCUGCUAUUAGUUUUGCCAGUGGAGUGUAA